Saccostrea cuccullata (small rock oyster) is the source of this 451-nucleotide messenger RNA. Its product is annotated as trifunctional purine biosynthetic protein adenosine-3-like. The transcript has 3 exons. The record is from RefSeq and is a predicted model, not a curated record. The annotation marks the transcript as partial. Gene Ontology annotation, cellular component: cytosol. Gene Ontology annotation, molecular function: phosphoribosylamine-glycine ligase activity; phosphoribosylformylglycinamidine cyclo-ligase activity. Gene Ontology annotation, biological process: 'de novo' IMP biosynthetic process; adenine biosynthetic process. NCBI's taxonomy places the organism in Eukaryota, Metazoa, Mollusca, Bivalvia, Ostreida, Ostreidae.
AUUGCUUAUGAUAAAAUGUGCAAAUUUUCACUUCAGUGCCUCUAUGUCACAUGGAGCAAGUCCUUCCAAAAUACUACUAAUAAUUAAAAUUUUAUUUUAUUUGUGUAGAUAUCAGGCAAAGAUUUGGAGAUCAUUACAAAGAAGAUAUUACAGAGAGCUGUGGAUGUGAUGAAGAAGGAGGACUUCCCAUUCAUUGGUGUUCUGUAUGCUGGGAUAAUGCUAACAUCGGCUGGACCAAAAGUUCUGGAAUUUAACUGUCGAUUUGGAGACCCAGAAACUCAAUCGAUCCUGCCUCUACUGGAGUCUGACCUGUAUGAAAUAUGUCAAGCCUGUGUGGAGGGAAAACUCACCCACAACCUCCCACAGUUUACCUCGGACCUGUAUACAGCGGGGGUGGUGCUAGCCAGCGGAGGAUACCCUGGGGUGUACAAGAAAGUGUUACCUAUCUCAG